GAAUUGAACUUGAUUUCUGAAGAUUAUCUCAAGACUCAACCUACCUUUUGGGAUUUACAUUGGGGUGCUGAGGCCAAUUUUAGGGUCAAAGGUUUGCCAGUAAUUGAAACAAGAGUGCUUUCUAAGCAGGCUGUAGAUCCAUCAGACUAGAUCCGUUUAAAUGUGAAGGAAAUUGAUUCUAUAAUCUAGCAACAAUAAGUUAAAACAGAUGAGAUGAGAAUGAAUACACUUACUAAAUUCAUCUGAUCGGAGAGAGAGGUCAGUCUAAUAUGUUUGAUAUGAAAGUUCCUCAAGUAUCAACUCACUACCAGUAAUCUGAUUUAUUUAUUUUUAAAAGUUUGAAGUCUGAGUAUGGGCUUGGUUUCUACAACAAACAUAUUUCCACUCCCAGUAACCAAACUUUGAGCUCCUAUAAAGUUGACCCAAGGGAACAAACCUUAACUCUUAUAAGUCAGAAAAGAGAAGCAGUGUUUCCAUUUCAGUUGCUCUCCUCUGAACAAAGCUUGUUGAAGUAGAAAAGACUUGUGAACAGUGAAGCAAGUAGAUGGAUCUUUUCAAUCCAGCUCUUGAGGAAAACAUCACCUUUGUCCGUCCUGCGUAUUUUAUUAUAGCAGGUUUUAUUGGCAUUCCUAAUGUGAACUUCUACUUUGUCUUUCUGUUGUUUGUUUAUGUUCUUUCAGUGGUAGGAAAUGGAACUGUGCUGACUCUCAUAAUUAUGGAUCAUACUCUGAAAGGUCCGAAAUAUGUUGCAGUUUUCAGUCUUGCUCUAACUGACAUCUUAAGCAGUACAGCUUUUUUACCAAAAAUCAUUGACAUGUUCCUGUUUGAUCGUCGCUAUAUUUCGUACAAUGAAUGCUUGACCUUCAUGUUUUUUGGCUUCACACUACUUGCAAUGCAAUGUUUUAACCUGGUUGCACUGUCUUAUGAUAGACUGAUUGCCAUCAUGUACCCUCUGCACUACCAAGUGAAAGUGACCCAAAGGUUUAUGAUCAAUUUGAUCGCUUUUUUGUGGAUUUUUACCAUCACUCUUAUCCUCAUUGCUGUUGGCUUCAUCACAAGAUUGUCAUUCUGUAAGUCUGUGGUUAUUAACAGCUACUUCUGUGACCAUGGCCCUGUGUACAGACUUGGCUGUAAUGAUGUUUCCCCCAGCUUUGCAAUUGGUAUUUUGUUUACAGUUAUCAUGCUUUGGAUUCCUCUAGCAUUUAUCCUAGCAACUUACUGCUGUAUUGUUUAUGCUUUAUCAAAAAUUUCAACAGCGCAGGAACGAAGAAAGGCUUUUAAGACUUGCACAGGACAUCUUUCAUUAGUGACCAUUUAUUUUCUCCCCAUUACUCUUGUUUUUGGAAUCGGAAGCAAAAUGCAUCCUAAUGCCAGGAUCAUAAACUUGUCGCUGACUACUAUAAUUCCACCAAUGCUGAAUCCCAUCAUUUAUGUUUUUCAGACACAGGAAAUAAAACAAGCUUUGAACAAGUUCAUAAAAAAAACAAGGCGGUAAAAAAUUGGAUGGAAAUUUUUAAUCUAUCCAGCAGCCAAAUUGUAUGACUGCUGAGCAUAAAAACUGAGCAGAGCAAACACAAACAGGGUUUAUUUUAAUCUUAGGUAGAUACACAAUGUUUAACUGUGAAAUAAAAUAAAAAUAUUAUAAUAAAAUGUCGGGAAUGUUGGACUUAAAUGUAUAAGAUAGAUAAUUAAACUAUUUUUGUCUGUAAAGUCACACUAACAGCCUAAACAAUGACAUUAGAUUGUUUAUUAGAGAGGUUAUUUUUUUACAGUAGCUAGCCUUCAGCAGUCAAUAUGAUCAACAGACUGUAAAUGCAAAAAUGGUGGAUUAAGCAAAUUAUUUUUAAUGUGUUUAUGCUUGAUCAUCUGAUCAAAAGUGUAAAGGGCUGUGUAAGUAAUAUGUGACCACCAUAACAAUAAAAACAUCCAUCCAUUUUCUAACACCCUUGUCCCUAGUGGGGUCAGGAGGGUUGCUGGUGCCUCUCCAGCUAACGUUCUGGGCGAG
Messenger RNA from Xiphophorus hellerii (green swordtail), 2005 nucleotides. Its product is annotated as olfactory receptor 6C4-like. The transcript has a single exon. Gene Ontology annotation, molecular function: olfactory receptor activity; G protein-coupled receptor activity; odorant binding. Gene Ontology annotation, biological process: G protein-coupled receptor signaling pathway; detection of chemical stimulus involved in sensory perception of smell. Gene Ontology annotation, cellular component: membrane. NCBI's taxonomy places the organism in Eukaryota, Metazoa, Chordata, Actinopteri, Cyprinodontiformes, Poeciliidae. The coding region runs from base 545 to 1495 and encodes 316 amino acids. The record is from RefSeq and is a predicted model, not a curated record.